This is a messenger RNA of Maudiozyma barnettii, 4665 nucleotides long. It is a transcript of the gene MDS3, whose product is annotated as Mds3p. NCBI's taxonomy places the organism in Eukaryota, Fungi, Ascomycota, Saccharomycetes, Saccharomycetales, Saccharomycetaceae. Gene Ontology annotation, molecular function: protein binding. The record is from RefSeq and is a predicted model, not a curated record. Gene Ontology annotation, biological process: cell redox homeostasis. The transcript has a single exon. Bases 1 to 4665 code for a protein of 1554 amino acids. Gene Ontology annotation, cellular component: mitochondrion; cytosol.
AUGUCGAUGUUACAACCGUCGUCAUGUACCGGUUAUCAAUUGAAGUUACCUCAGAUACCACAGUUGGCAGAAUAUGCAUUGUUGGAUCAUUACACUCGUAAGAAAUUAUCCUUGGAACAUAGAACAGGUGCUGCAGUAGAAUUAUCAAGAGCUAAUCUAUUUGUGCAUGGAGGACUUACAGUUCCGUUGAAUAUUGAAAAUAUUACAGUCUUACAACUACAAAAAGAAUUGAUCAUAUAUUUCUCUAAAAAUAAUAAAAAUAAGAUUAGUUUCGAAAAUUUGAAUCAGUGGCUAAGUUCCGAAAUUUUCUUUCUGGAUUUAGUAUCGAGGACAUGGCAUCAUAUACAAACCACCAUAGACGACUCUGCACAGAAUCCAAACCUUGCAAUUCAAACAGAUCUGUUAUCUAAGGCUUCGCAAGUAUCACCAUUGGAAUCACCAAUGAAAGGGAGAUUGUUUCAUUCGAUUUGUUAUUUCGGUUCCACAAUAUAUGUCUUUGGGGGACUUGUAGUAUCACCUCAUACAGGUUAUGAAUUGAUUGCAACAAAUGAAUUGUGGAAAUUGGAUUUAAAGACGAGGAAAUGGUCUCUAAUGAGUAUUGAUCCCAGGAUUAAUAGAAGAUAUAGUCAUUCUAUGCAUGUCAAAAAUGAAAACGUAGAUACUCGUGAUACAAAAUUGAUUAUUAUUGGUGGGACGAAUAAUAUUAGUGAACCAGUAACUAAGAUAGAUAUAUUUAAUUUAACCAAAAAUUGUUGGCAAUGUGACGUAAUACCAAAGGAAAGUUGUAAUUUCGUGGUGAAUAUUGAUAAUGAAGCAAUUCCUCUAUCAAUUGAAAAUACUUUCUCAAUAUUGGUGGAAAACAAUGAAGCAAAAGUUCCAGCUUUAGUGAUAUAUAAUCCAAAUAAUCAAUUUGAUAAAGAUGGUAUACAAGAAAAUAGUGAUAACGAAGUCAAUGAAACCGAUGAUAGUCAUAUACCAAAGAGAUCCGACAGUAAUAAGAUGGUCUCCCCGAUGACAACUUUACCAUUAAUACCUGAAUCAAAAGGUAUGAGACUAGCUUAUAAUAACUUGCAAACUCCUGAUAUUCUAAGAGAAUCUUUUAAUCUACAAUUCCCUAGUGGACAAUAUUUUGGUUAUAAUAUUAUUAUUGGUGGGUUUUAUCCAAAUUGUAAUCCUUCGAACUAUUGUUGUUUUGUAUAUGAUAUCCCCUCAGGUAGAUGGACUCGUGUCAGUAUACGAAGCCCCAAUUCAGAAAUAGUUAAUAGUAGAUAUUGGAAAUUGUUCGUCUGGAAAUCACACCAUCAGACUCUCUUAUUAGGUACUACGACUAAUGAUAAUAAUUUACCAAGCGUUCAAAAAUUUGAUCAUAUUCUAGUUUUUGGAUUACCAUUGAUUAAUGCAUUUAAUAAGAUCAUCACACCACCUUACCUUAAUGAGAUGAAAUCGGGAUCUUUGUCCCUAAGUUCAUUUCAAUCUACGUUGGACGAUACAAUUCAACAACAAUUGGUAUUUAGCACAGAUGACCAACCAACGGCACGUAAUCCAAGUUAUGUAUCAGGUGCUACUUCACAAUUUGAAAACUACAUCAAGUACAUCGCACCUUCGUUUGAACUAUCAACCAUUAAAUCAACUUUCCCAUCAUUUGCCGUGGUACUUGGGAAGGAUUCUCUCGAGGUUUAUGGUGAUUCGCUCUCCGACUUUGAAUUUAUCACUAGUGAAGGGGAUAUUGUGAAAGUACCAAUGUAUCUUUUGAGGAAAAGAUGGGGUAGAUAUUUCGAUUUUUUGUUAUCUCAAGGUUAUUCCAAAAUCUGUUUAGAAAAUGAAUUGAAUGUUAAACGGUCAAUGUUAGUAAAAUAUACGCCGAUAUCAUCUAGGAUAACUUCACGUGCAAGUUCGAGACAAGAUUCGAUAGAUUAUUUUAGAGAUUCCACAAGAUCAUCCCUUAGUAGACUAUCUAAUAGAGGAUCACCACGAUCGAGUAAUGCAUUGGAACGAACAACAUCUGGGCCUCAUAAGUCACUCUCGCAAUUAUUUGUCAAUGAUGUGGAGGACCCAGCUAAAUACACUCGCAUGAAACAACCAUUUCGUCCUAGUGUCUCGGAGAAAGUUACGAUUGAACCACCAAUACCACUUUUGCCUCCAAAGGAUGAAGAUUUGGAUAUUAAUGAUCCUGUAUCCCCUCCUCCUGAUGAACACCUUCUUUCUUUAGAAAAAUUGACCGAUAAAGAUAACUAUCUCGGAGACAAUCAAAUUAAAAGAACAGGGACAACAUCAACAACAAGUUCCACUACAGGUAUGGUCUUCAGAGUUCCUUUUCAGGAAAAUAAGAGCCCCUCAAGUAUUGUCGAAUCACCAUUUCAUACGGUUACUGAUCGAAGAAGAAGGUCGUCAUUAAUGGAUACACAUAUUAGUGUCAAUGAUGAGCUUCAAACUUCUAGAAGGAAUUCGGCUUUCAAACAUCGUUCGUCACAUCCUAUUAACAACGUUAAAUUUGAAGAGAAUGUCCUUCCUCCCCAAAAAUUAAACAAGAAAUUGUUUGCAAAUUUUCCCACUAGUGCUAGGAGCUCAUUUUCUUAUGCUGGUUCCGUUUCUGAUAGAAAGAGAAACUCUUUACCUUCAUUAGGACAGAGAAGUACAUCUCCUGAAACACCGUUGGAUGUUAUGAAUGUAGAUUUACCACCGACUACGAAACUGCCUGAUGAACCUCUUCCAGAAGUUCCAAUUGUGAAAUUGGGUAAUAAUAGAAGACCUAGUGCUUCGAUUUAUGAUUUUACAAUGUCGAACAAGGGUAGUCCAUUCUCUUCUAGAAGAGCAUCAUUUGUUAGUGCAAGUAGUAAUCCAGAUUGGAAAGGCAUUGCCCCAUCGAUGAACAAUUUAACUCUUGAUGAGAAAUUGUUGCAAAAAAACGAAGAGUUAAAUCGUGCACAGCAAAGUGAAAGUAAUAAUAGGCAAUCUAUAAGUCAAUUAAGAUCUCGAAUGUUUAGUAAAAGUAGCACUUCAAGGGAAAAUAGUUUGAGUAAUAUUCCAAGUAUAUCAGAUAGGACGAGACCUUCAAUUGCAUCAUUUAGUGAAAGUAAUGAUAGUAUAUUAUCUACCGCACCUUAUGAUAUGGAACCAUUAUUAAUUCCCAGAUCUCUUUAUCUUCCAUGGCCCACUUCUUCUAUAAAAGCACUCUCGGAAUUUUUCUAUACGGGGCAAACAAAUGGUAAAUGGUUAUUGGCUCCGGUAGCACUGGAUUUGCUUGUCAUGGCUAAAUUGUAUGAGAUUCCUUUGCUGUAUACUUUAAUUGCCGAAAUGCUAUAUUCAAUUUUGGGUCGCAAGGAAGAAGGAUUAUUUGUAAGUUGUAUAACGUUGAAAAAUGGGCUAAUAAAGCAGAUUAAAAGGCUCUAUCGUGAUGAUAAUACAAGGAUUGAAGAGCACCUUGAAAAUGGUAAGGCCUAUAAAGAAUUAUUAAGGUUGAAUAAAGCAUUGGUCGAAAUAGAUAACGGUUUUUUAAAUUCUAGUCUUCUAAGAAAAUCAUCUUUUAACCGAUCAGAAGGGACUCAUGAUAGUAGUGAGUGUGACGAUUUAGAUAAACAAUUUCACAGAGCGUCAAGUACGGGAUCAUUUACUAAUUAUAGACAAUCUGUUAUUUCUUAUGGCUCAAAAGAUAGUAGGGGUUCAUUAGGUGCUGCAGGAUUUCCUCCUUCCUUAAAUUUUCAAGAGCAGAAAAACUCUGUAAGUGGUAUAAGUCCACGAAUUAAAAAGAAAUCAAGUUUAAGUAAAGAGAUAGACCCACAUUCCUACUUCCAAGGUAAUGCUCUCGAUAUUGAUAAGAUAAAAAAUAAAUAUCGCAAGGAUCUAUCUCAGGGAGAUGUUCAUAGGACUGAUGAUGACGCUAAUGAGUAUGAUUUUGGUGAUUUUGAUUUAGGUUUUGAAUUAAGUACUAGCAGCAGCGACGAAACUAGCGACGACUCAGCCAGUGAAGUUAGAAGUACGAAUAGUACAGAUAUCGAUUCCGGAGUAGAUCAUUCAAAGUCUAAUCCAGAGUUAGAAUCCCUUUCAACAAUUGUUGAUGCAAGAACUAGUCAAUCUGAGGAACAUGGAGACGAUAAUUUGGAUGACAAUAUAAAAAAACUAAGUAUAUCAACUCCAAGAAACAAGGCAGUUAAGACGUUGUUAAAUUCAUAUGUGGACUCUGGUCUUGGCAUGUCAUCAUUAUCACGAUUGAAGAAAAAAAUGAAGAAAGCUGAGGAGUAUGCGGAUGAUUCCGUAGAUCCUCUAUUUAAAAUAAGCUCCACUUUACAAAGUCCUGGAAGACCUCAAGUGGGUCCAAGCAGGGCAAAUAAUCAGGGGUCUGUUUAUGGUACAGCUAAGCCAGGGUUUAAAUCCCCAAAUAUGACGGUACCCGAUGAAGAUUAUAGUGUAUUGAGGCUUGAAUGUAUUGUUGCCGCGAAUGCUUUGCCACCGGUUGACCAUAUUAUAAAAUAUAUAUUUAAGACGGCAGUACUGGUGAACGACGUAAAGAUGACGAUCCGUUGCGCAGACUGUCUCGAAAUUUCGAAGGAUUUGAAAACUGUUAAAAAAGAACUAGCAAAAGAGAUUGCAGCAAUAAAAGAUGAAAUAAAAGCUAGUGUGACAGGAAGGGAAGAUGCCUUGUCACCAUUAAAUAAUCCAAGUGCAUAA